Messenger RNA from Cuscuta campestris, 1458 nucleotides. The record is from the annotation of a GenBank genome assembly. NCBI's taxonomy places the organism in Eukaryota, Viridiplantae, Streptophyta, Magnoliopsida, Solanales, Convolvulaceae.
UUAUAUUAAAUAUACUAUUAUAAUCUUUACUAGCAUAAAGAUUAUAGUAGACUUCGGAGAUCGUUCGUGUGUCAAAGUUGGAGGCCGGACGCUUGAACGGCUACGUUUACUCCUUCAAUACCUUUUGUUCGACUUCUCGUUUAUACUGAUUUACCGGAGAAGUCAUCGUGAAUGAAAAGCUCGAUGGAAGCCGCAUCUUAUGCUCGUGGCAUAGCAACAGCAGCGAAGCUUGAUCCUGCAGCUUCCUUCCUCUGUAUCAUUGGAGCAAAUCCGAUAGAGUGGAUUAAGAAAUGUAGGAAGUAUUUCACUCUAUGUAAUGUUCCUGAGCACCAGAAAGUCGAUCUGGCGACUAUACAUCUGAAAGGAAAGGCUGAGACUUGGUAUAGUAACUAUAGCCAGUCGAAAAUCAAUGUGGUGUGGGAGGAGUUCAUUGUGGAUUUGUGUGCAAGGUUUAAGGGUGACAUAUAUGAUAAUGUGGUUGAGGAGUUUAACAAAUUGAGCCAGACAGCCGGGCUUAGGCCUCAGGUUAAACCGUUUGUGAAAGCUUUUGCUCCAUCUUCUUUGGCUAAGGCCAUUAGCUUUGCAAGGUUGCAGGAAGAUACUCUAGAAGCAUGCAAAACGCAUGAGAAGGGCAGUAAGACUGGGCAUUACACCGCUGUAUCAACAAGGAGUAACAUUCCCCUACUGGCUAGGCCUGAUUUUGUGCCCAAAACUGGCAUUAGCAUGACUGAUUCUGCUAAAACUCCCAACAGCAACCCGGUGGCCAACUCUUAUGGAAAGUCACACAACCAUGCUCAGAAGAAUCCAAGGUUCAUACCUGCCACUGUGAGGGCUGAGAAGAUUGCACAAGGGCUGUGUUAUUAUUGUGACAAGCCCUAUGGGAGGGGGCACAAGUGUGAAAGCAAAGAAACACACAGUCCUGGCCAGAAGGAUAGCCAAGCGCAAUCAAGCAGCACACACUCAAUUCUUGGUUCAGUGGACUGGACAGGCAGCAGAAGAUGCAACUUGGGAAUGGGCAGCAGACUUGAAGCUCAAAUUCCCAACAUUUCAACCUUGAGGGCAAGGUUGCUUUCCAACGGGGAUAGUAUGAUACAGUCCUUAGCUAUAUUGACCACGUGGGUAAUUGCCUUAGCUGGGAAAGGAGCUGCUGAUAUAUUCCUUUGGAGGGACAAGAAAGUCACUGCUGGCGUGUUUGGUUUUGCACCUGCAAUUUGGCUGUUUUUUGAAUUGCUGGAGUAACCCAUUACCCAUUACCUUCUAGAUGGAAUUGCCACAACAUGAGCAUCUAUUAUAUAUAUAAAAACAGAAUCAAAAUUGAACAAACUUCUACCCAAUUUUCACUCCAAUCCGAUGGUCCAAUUUUAUUAAAAAUUGGCAAAAUCUAAACGUCAAUUACAAAUGCCAAAUGCGGUCAGAAUUCGAUGGAGAUUCUUUUCAAAAGAAAUUUACGGUUUCAGU